AUGGAUAUAGAACAGCCGGCCAAGAGGCUCCGAGUUGAUCCACACAACUGUCUCGAUAGCUGUGGAUUGCUGGGGGUAGAGACUGAAGAAAGUGUGAAAUGCACAUUACCCGGUGAUGUAAAUGUAGCCAGUGAUUACCUGGCCAAUGGAAACAUGUCUGUACUAAACGUUACCGCCAUCACUGCAUCAUGUACAUCUUCAACUGAACAAAAAAAUAGUGAAUCUCAAGUAUCAAACCAUAAUGACACAGAACAUUAUCACAUGAUAACUGAUGAAAGAAAGACAAAAGAUUGCAUAAUAACACAAGCAAAUGUUUUUAAGGACAAUGGAACAGAUUUUGGUUCCAGCUCUGUAGUGGAUGGUAGGGUCAGUUCUUCUUACAUUACAGAACAGAAGACUGUACAUCAAGGUGACAAUGUUACUGCUGAACCUGUAACAGUGGAACAUCAUGAUAUAUGCAAGAGUGUUUAUGACCUAGAAGAAGAGGAAGAUUCAAGCGUACAAAUUCCCUCAUUACAAAGUCUACGGAUGUCCAAACAGGACAACAAAGAAAACAUUACUAUAGACACUAAAGAGUUUUCAUCUGCACCUCUGAAUUCAGAGAAACUGAAAGUAGAUGAUAUUGGUGAUAAAUCUUCAAAUAUUUUAGAAAAGGGAGAAGUGGAACAGACUGAUGUAUGUGGAUCUUCUGAGUCCAUAAAUGUUGAUUUAUCUAAACAUGCAAGCAAGAAAACAGCCAAACUCCAACGGAGGGUGUCCUACAUCUACAGUAAAGAGCUGAUUCAACAGUGUAACCUCAUGCAAAAAAUUCCAAAUCGUGCAAUCAUGGUACACAGUCUGAUUGAAGCUUAUGGCAUACUCAAGUAUAUGAGAGUUAUUGCCCCUUCCAUAGCUACAGAAGAAUCACUGUGCCUGUUUCAUUCCCCAGAGUAUAUAGAAUUUUUGAAGAAAAUCAGUGAUGAAGAUGAUGAAGAAAUCUAUGGUGCUGAAGCAGCAGAAUUUGGCCUGACCUAUGACUGCCCUGUCCACAAGGGGGUGUUUGACUAUGCCCUGUCUGUAGGGGGAGCCACUGUCUCUGCAGCUGAGGAACUAGUCCAAGGGCGAUGUGACAUUGCCAUCAAUUGGUGUGGAGGAUGGCAUCAUGCCCAAAAGGACAGUGCAUCAGGAUUCUGUUAUGUUAACGACAUCGUUCUCGGAAUACUGAAGCUUCGAGAGAAAUUCUCCAGGGUCCUGUAUGUAGAUUUGGACUUGCACCAUGGAGAUGGUGUACAGAAUGCUUUUUAUGCUACAUCAGCUGUAAUGACAGUCUCCAUUCACAAAUAUGCUUCCGGAUUCUUCCCAGGUUCAGGACAGCUAGAAGAAAUAGGAGUAGGCAAAGGCAAGAAAUAUUGUAUCAAUAUCCCACUACAUGAUGGUGCUAGGGACCAGGAGUUUGUAGCCUUGUUUUGCAGAGUGAUACAGAAGGUACGCUCCAUGUUCAAACCUGAGGCUGUUGUUUGUCAGUGUGGGGCAGAUGGUUUGGCUGGUGAUCCUAUGGACUCUUUCAAUCUAACCCCACGGUCUUUAGGUCGCUGUGUCUACUUUAUAUUGGACUGGUCACUCCCCACGCUUCUGCUGGGAGGAGGUGGCUACCAUCACACAAACACAGCAAGGUGCUGGACCUUUCUCACUGGAGUAGCUGUUGGUAAAAAGUUACCUACAGACAUACCUGAUCACCAGUUUUUUGUGGAGUAUGGACCAGACUAUGGAAUUGAGGUUUCACCUGGAAACAGGAAGGACCAGAACUCUCAGGAAUAUUUGAGGAAAGUUCAUCGCUCCAUCAUGGAUAUUUUAUCACAAUGAGGCAGUGAGACAGUGGUAUGAGGAAAGGAACAGCAUUAGAUGAUGAAAUCUUAGGAACAUGUUUUUAUUGUGAACACUGGAAUGUAAUAAACUUUUGAGUUCUGUUACACAGGCUAAAAUUACAACCAAGUGAAAUAUGGAGAACAAAUACAGUCUUCCCUUGUCACUGAUUGUGGACCUAAGAGUACGGAUAUACAGUAUUGAAGAAUCUGUACAAAGAUUCCUGUUAUUAAACUACUGUUGAUAAAUAUUGUAUACAUCAAAUCAACAAUUAUGUGUAUCUUCUACUGGUUGUGUUAGAACCUCUAUUCUGUUGACAUUACCAACCUGAUGAAAA
Ylistrum balloti is the source of this 2179-nucleotide messenger RNA. RefSeq names its product histone deacetylase 8-like. Gene Ontology annotation, molecular function: histone deacetylase activity. Lineage: Eukaryota; Metazoa; Mollusca; Bivalvia; Pectinida; Pectinidae. The record is from RefSeq and is a predicted model, not a curated record. The transcript has 10 exons. The coding region runs from base 1 to 1842 and encodes 613 amino acids.